Durusdinium trenchii is the source of this 1681-nucleotide messenger RNA. NCBI's taxonomy places the organism in Eukaryota, Dinophyceae, Suessiales, Symbiodiniaceae. The record is from the annotation of a GenBank genome assembly.
AGACCAUUUUGGUUCCAUAAAGCUGUAGUGACAGGAGUCCAAACAGGGGCACAAGAUGGCGAAUGGAGCAGUGUUGUUGAGUCUCCUCGCCUUCGCAAUGAGAUGUGAGGCAAUCGUCAAUGGCCAGGCAUUUAAUGCCACUCCUGCAAAGCUGUUGGCAUGCCCAGGUGCCGUUGAAGUCACUGAAUGUAUGACUUCAUCACAGUAUGAUGCCGUCGUGGCAGCCGUGCGGGGGAAGUUGGAAUCGCUCCCAAGCACUUGCACAGCUUCAGAUUGUCCCCAGGCGGACUGGGCAGGUUGUGUGCUACGGAUGGCAGGACAUGACUUUAUGGACUUCGCCAACGGGCAGGGUGGCUCGGAUGCCUGCACGGACAUGGAGGAUCCAGAGAAUGCGGGCUUGCCCGCGUGCCUGGCCUCCGGCGAGCACGGCAGCUCACUGCAGGAGGUCUAUCAGCAGUUCUGCACUCAGGUCUCCUUGGCUGACUUCCUGGUGAUCGCCGCUGAGGCGGUCAUCGCCUCUACACGUGCCCGAGCUGCGGGCACCGCGUCGCUGGAUUUGCGGAGCAUUUUUCGCUUCGGGCGAAGGACCGCCAGCUCCUGCGACUUCGCCGUAGGCCGGUUGCCGGAUCCAGAGCGGGGCUGCACGGCGGUGGAAGAGACCUUCGUGACGAGGAUGGGCCUCACUUGGACCCAAGCAGCAGCACUCAUGGGUGUGCACACCUUGGGACGUGCGCAGGUGCAGAACUCCGGAUACCAUGGCUGGUGGAGUGAUCCCGAGAAUUCCAGAAAAUUCAACAACAACUACUAUGUCUCCUUGCUUGCCAAGGGCUGGCUUCCAGAGCUUGCCAUUAAUGGGAAUUCCGCCAAAAAUCAGUGGGAGCGAAGCGACAUUGGCAGAGACACCAGCGUUGCCGGACAUGAGAUGAUGUUGAAUACCGACCUUUGUUUGGCAUUCAGUGAAGGUGGCGGCAACGGCGGCCCCGUCCGCGCGCACGAGCACAACUGUUGCGCUUGGCUUUCGGCCCGGACGAUCGACGGCGCGGUCCGCAACAACGGCAACGAGUACUGUGGCGGCAACGUGAUCCGAGGUCGAGGGGACCGUGACCAAUGCUGCGGGAGACAAGCAACACGCAAUGACUGCGGCGACAAGGAUCGGCCUACCGGCCCAGCCGCAGCGGCCGUGUUGGACUUCGCGGCCGACGAGGCGGCAUGGCUCAGGAGCUUUGCAGAUGCCUGGCAAAUCGCCACAGAGAACGGCCAUUCGCAGCUUCACAGACUCGGAGACUGCGGCUCAACCACGGAGACUGCGGCUUCCAGUGUUUCUUCGAUCAGUUCAACACCAGAGACGACUUCAAGUUUGCCGACCGAGACCGUGACCUCGACAGAGUGGGCUUCUCCAGACUCAAGUUUGUCUUCAAAUGCCAGUAGCGUGAGCGGAUUUCUUUGGAGCUUCGCUUGCUUAGUGAGCAGUAUUUUCUUAAGAUUUUGAGCCACUCAAAAUUGCAGUUCCAUUGGGAGCUUGCUUGCAUAUAGUGAUUAGGAAUUCUUCUCAAUCGGUUUUGCGUUGUUACUCUGCAUGGGCCGAUGUCCCUCGGAUGAGGCGUGAGACCUCAAUCUGGCAGUGGCAUGCGGCAGUUCCAUUCAGGGCUGGGCUGGAGACUCUUCCACUUCCAGACUCCUA